GAAAGAGAGAACUUCCGGUUGAAAUUGCCCUUGCAUUUUUGACACAAUUUAAGAUAACAAAUUAGCGGCUACUAAACGAUCAUAGAUCCAUGUGAGAAAGAGACUGUGGAAAACAAAGACACAAUGCUGUUAAGGCCAGUGAGAAGACUGUGUGUUAUGAUGAACCAUGCGAGGCUGGCAGCACCGUAUUCAACCUCCUCCAGCAUUGACGAUGAAGUGAUUGUUCAGCGUAUCAAAAACUCUGGUGUGCUGACGUUAAACAGACCAAAGUCACUUAACGCAUUGAACCUCCGCAUGAUUCGGAAGAUGAUGCCAGUAUUAACAGACUGGGAAAAUGAUCCACAUAUGGAUAUGGUCAUUAUGAAGGGGACCGGAAGCAAGGCUUUCUGUGCGGGAGGUGACAUUUUAGCUGUGACAGAGGCAGGGAAGGUGGGAGGAGAUCUAGCCAGGGACUUCUUCAAGGAGGAAUACAUUCUCAACAAUAAAAUAGGUACAUAUCUGCUUCCCUAUGUGGCCAUUAUAGAUGGAAUCACUAUGGGAGGGGGUGUUGGCCUGUCUGUACAUGGAGCAUUCCGGGUGGCCACUGAGAGAACUGUUUUUGCCAUGCCAGAAACUGCAAUAGGCCUUUUCCCUGAUGUUGGAGGUGGCUACUUCCUACCCCGGUUGGGCGGGCGACUGGGCGUGUAUCUAGCUCUAACUGGGUUCAGGCUGAAGGGCAGGGACAUCCACAAAGCUGGCAUUGCAACACACUUUGUACAGUCUAGUAAGAUUCAAGCUCUGGAAGAGGCCCUACUGAAACUUCACGACCCGGAGGCCCUGGACAUAGCGCACACUCUGGACAAAUUCCAGGAAGAGAGCACAGAUGUACUGGACAACGAGUUUGUUCUGGCUGACCACAUGGAAGACAUUAACAGGCUGUUUGCUGGUAACACAGUGGAAGAAAUCAUAGAAAAUCUCAGGAAAGAUGGCUCACCUUGGGCUGCUGCACAGCUGGAGAUUCUCAGCAAAAUGUCUCCAGUGUCUAUGAAGAUCACCUUGCGACUGUUGAUUGAGGGUGAACAAAGAAGUUUCCAGGAUAACUUUCAGGUGGAAUACAGGCUUAGUCAGCGAUGUAUUGAGGACAACGAUUUCUAUGAGGGGGUCCGAGCAGUAUUAAUUGACAAGGACCAGAAACCAAAAUGGAAACCUGCCACACUUGAAGAGGUGACAAAAGAACAUGUAGACUGGUAUUUCUCUCCACUACCUCAGGACAGGGAACUUGAGCUUUAAGAAAACCAGUCAAUUAAGUUUACUCUUAAAGUAACAGGGCAACUUACAUGUACAACCAGUUAAACCAAUUGGAGCAUGUAUCAAUUUCUAGCAUUCAACCAAUCAGAUUCAGAGUAGAGUUGAACUACCAGUCAAAUCUAGGACACUAUUAAAACAAUCAGAUGAAGUGAAGUGUUUAACCUUGAUCUUAUCUACAGCACAGCUCAACAAAUCUGUUCAACUGUACAGUUCAGAAAACCAACUGCACUGUAUAACUAUUUAUGACAAAAGUAUUGAUGUUAUUUCCCCACUUGGUGCAAAGUAUUUUAUUGUUUAACCUUUAUCUUAUCCACAGCACAGCUCAACAAAUCUGUUCAACUAUACAGUUCUGAAAACCUACUGCACUGUUCAACAGUCUGUUUUAUGUCAAAGAGGAUUUUUUUUUCCCCAUUUUUAUUGCCACAUGUCUCUUGGUGCAACAUAAUAUGAGGCAUAAAUUUCGUGAAUAAAAACCAUAUUAACAGUAUCAUAAGUUUUGCUAGUAUUGUUUUAGGUGUUUAUUCUCAGAUAAUGCCCAAAACUACAAUUUUUUAAUCAUGUUACUAUAUUUUGACUUUGUAAUAAACAAUAUUUAAGACUUGAUAUUAGAUUUAUUUAUGUUUGGAUUUUCGGACGUGACAUAGUUUUUAGAGAUUGUUAAACUUACAAUUUGAUAUGUUGUAACUAUUGCUUAACAGGUCCAGAAGAAGUAUCAAUUGAGUAAACUAUUUACAUUCUGUGUAUAUUGUCAACCGAAAGAAAAUGAAUUCUGAUCCUUUCAUAAAUUGAUUAUUUCUUAAUAUUUUUACCAAUUUAUGUGUAUCAAAAUUUCUAUAUAAAGUCGUUAUGUAUGCAAGAAAACAGUUAAGCAUAACUAAAACAAUGGAAUAAUUAUUUGAGUAUAUUUCAUGGUAUCAAUUUUUUUUGCAACUUUUUGACCAAAAAUCUAUAUCAAUAUAAUUUUUCAAUGAAAUAUGAUUCUGACAGUGUAAGCAACAACAAAAAAAUUAUAGGGUGUAAAAUUGUCAAAUAAGUUGAAGUAAUUUAUAAUCGAUUACUGAAGAAUUUGUCAAGAAACUAGUGUGUAGUGAUUUGUUUUAAUUUCAGAUUAACAAAUAUCACAUUGUGAAAUGUACAUAAAAUUUUAAUAUCAAACAUAGUCAUAUUGAACAGGGCAUUAUCAUAUCUGUUCAGUGUUGCACCCCUGCCAUUAUAACCACUACAGGGCAUUAUUUCAGCCUGUAUUGGGGCCAGAAUUUAGCCCCACCCACCCUCGAAAAGUAUGUAAUUUUCUCCCAAGACAGCCAAUAUUCUUCUUACUAAAUAAACAUCAACUAAAUUGAAAAAAAUAAUCGAUCUUUGUUAAACAGGUAUCUACACGUGUACAUGCACUUCAAAGAUUUUUUCUAUUGAAAGAUGUUAAAGAAUGUUACAUUUUUAAAUCCUGUGUUAAAAUAAUAAAUUUCAAAGUUCUCCCUAAAAGGGAAAAUCUCGAAAAACUCCCUCUUCACAAGGGUGCUUGUACCCGUCCCCCGAGACUGGAAAAAUGCCCCGAACUAUGUCAUAAUGUUGUUUGUACCAUGUUUACUUUUUUGUCUAUAUGUCAACUCCCAGUUGAAAUCAAUAACAAUGACACAAGCCUUAACAAUUUAGUAACUAUCAUGCAGUUAAACUACAACGCAAUUCCACUUAUACGACAUGCUAGUUAUUGAACAUUGUCCUUGACAACAUGAUACCAAACAGGUCACUUCACCCAUAGUGGUAGUGCUAUAGUGCUCUUGUAUAAUUUCAUUAACUCAGGUUGUGGUAGCAUUUACUAUUAUAUAUGUUAUCGCUUUCAUGUGUCAAAUUGGCAUGUUGGUUGUUUUUUUGAGUGCAAGUUAUGGAUGGAGAGUAUCAGCAUUAACUCAUUAAUGAGCAGUUUUGUUGAUGAAUGCUCAUAAUUUACUACAUGUACUUUAUUUUCAAACAUAAUUAUAAAAGGAAAGAACACCACACUGUAUUUGUCAACGCCUCAGUGUCGUCAUUUUUAUAAAUGAAAUGUGAUGUUUAAGGAUGUACUCUCACAGAUUGACCAUUAUGACUGUCUUUGAAUGAGCCAUUUUUUUGUGUGAAUGAGUCGACCCCAGAGAUCUAAGACUGCUGACAAUAUAUAAGAUCACAGUUUGUCAUAUUUACUGUUGAAAAUGGACGUUUUAUGGCUUAAAGCGUUAGUAACUCUUUCAGAAAUAUAAAAAAUGAGAUAAGAAAUUUAAGAGCUUUUCUAUGGUGAGUUAUGAAUAGAAGAAGGCAUUGAUGCCAAAAUAGGUUUUAAGAAAUUUAAAAAAAAAUGUCAAAACUGUCCUUCUGUGAGAUUGCAGCUUUAAUCACAUUGACAUUUCUAUGAGAAUAAUGUUCCAGUAUUUGUUGCCGCUUUUGUUUCUCUUUUAUCUUAUUUUCUAAAUUGUUUUUCAUCUUUAAAACAAGCUUACUCAUGCAUAAAAUGUACUUGCAUUACUGCUGAGAAAAUCAUUAUGUAAUAUCUAAGAAAACUAUUGUGAAUUAAUCAAAUACAUGUUUUGUUGAUCGCUGUGUUCCCAAUAAAUGCAACAUUCUAA
Molecule: messenger RNA, 3884 nt
Organism: Mya arenaria
Lineage: Eukaryota; Metazoa; Mollusca; Bivalvia; Myida; Myidae
Product: 3-hydroxyisobutyryl-CoA hydrolase, mitochondrial-like
Exons: 12
Coding region: 124-1269 (381 amino acids)
Biological process (GO): L-valine catabolic process
Cellular component (GO): mitochondrion
Molecular function (GO): 3-hydroxyisobutyryl-CoA hydrolase activity
Source: RefSeq, a predicted model, not a curated record